Messenger RNA from Lepus europaeus (European hare), 3026 nucleotides. It is a transcript of the gene ADIPOQ, whose product is annotated as adiponectin, C1Q and collagen domain containing. Lineage: Eukaryota; Metazoa; Chordata; Mammalia; Lagomorpha; Leporidae. The transcript has 3 exons. Gene Ontology annotation, molecular function: protein binding. The record is from RefSeq and is a predicted model, not a curated record. The coding region runs from base 75 to 809 and encodes 244 amino acids.
CUUGAGUACCGGCUGCUGAGGCUGGCCCAUCUCCUCCUCCAUCCUGACUGCAGUCUCCUACCGCAGGGCUCAGGAUGCUGUUGCUGCAAGCUGUUCUGCUGCUCUUAGCCCUGCCCAGUCAUGGGCAGGACAGCACGACCGAAAGUCCAGGAAUCCUGAUUCCUGCACCCAAAGGGGCCUGUGCAGGUUGGAUAGCAGGCGUCCCGGGGCAUCCUGGGCACAAUGGCACCCCAGGCCGUGAUGGCAGAGAUGGAACCCCCGGUGAGAAGGGUGAAAAAGGAGAUGCAGGUCUUGUUGGCCCUAAGGGUGACACGGGUGAAACCGGAGUGACUGGAGCUGAAGGUCCCCGAGGCUUUCCAGGAAGCCCGGGCAGGAAAGGAGAGCCCGGAGAAGGUGCCUAUGUCUACCGCUCAGCAUUCAGCGUGGGACUGGAGGGCCGGGUCACCAUCCCCAACGUGCCCAUUCGCUUUACUAAAAUCUUCUACAAUCAGCAGAACCACUAUGACAGCACCACGGGCAAAUUCCGCUGCAACAUCCCUGGGCUGUACUACUUCUCCUACCACAUCACCGUCUAUAUGAAGGACGUGAAGGUCAGCCUCUUCAAGAAGGACAAGGCUAUGCUCUUCACCUAUGACCAGUACCAGGACAAGAACGUGGACCAGGCCUCUGGCUCGGUCCUCCUCCACUUGCAGGUGGAUGACCAAGUCUGGCUCCAGGUGUAUGGCGAUGGCGACCACAAUGGGCUCUACGCGGACAAUGUCAACGAUUCCAUCUUCACUGGCUUCCUUCUCUACCAUGAUACCGAAUGAUCACCACUGCCGCCAUGAGCCCAGAAGUCAAUCAAAGAGUCAGCAGGCUUUCAGCAUAGUGAGGAGAUUGAGUUGAUUGUCUAGUUGGAGGGCUCUGAACAUUGUUCACCCAUUACUCAUUCAUUUACUCAACUCAUCCAUGCAGCAACCUUUAAACAAAACAAUAGAUACACUAUGUACCCAGUUCUAAAGUAGGCAUGCUCCCUGGUCUCAAAGAUCUCUCAUGCAGCAGUAAUAAAAGACUAAGAGGGACAUUUACUGAGGUGCUUCACACACGACCAAGUCGCCUACACAAGCAAGUACUCAGAGGUGACAAAGCUGUGUUCCACUGCCUCUCUUGAUGUUCAUGCUAAUCCUAUAAGGUGCAUCUUUUACACAGCUGGGGUCCUGAGGCUGAGAGAGUUAACAGAUUGUCUAAGGUCGAUGGGUUUUAAGUGGCAGAGCUGGAAAUCAAGCUCAGAGACGUGGACUUUUCUACAGGCUGAGUCCUUUUGUAGAAGCUCAUGGUCUCUGUGGAGUGUUGACACCUGUCUGUUGCCUCUGGACUUGUCAUCAGGAGUUAAGACUUCCCCUACCUAGCAGAGCUCCCUCAGAGACGGUGGUUCAAGGCUACUCAGUGGUCCCCCCACUGCUGCAUAUUUCCUCUUCUCCAUGUCUCUCCUCACACUCUUCCCCCUGGCAGGCAAAACCAACUCCAUCUCCACAUGCUGAACUCCUUCCCCGCUUCUUGGGGCCACCUGGCCAGGAGCUUCUCUAAUAUGACACCUCUUUUCCAUAAGCCUUUCUUGCAUGCUGUGCCUCCUGGGCCCUUUUAUGUUUUACCCUGGGUGAGAGUCCUAGGUGUGGGAGAUACCCCCUUCUGGGCUAGGAAGUACAGCACUUCCUCCACCUCUGAAUCCCUUGAAGGCCCUUGAUGAAUGCCGUGUGAAGACCAAUUUCUCGAAUCCCAUAUCUACCUAGAAUUAGCUCCAUUUCAGUCUCUCCAUCUAACCAAUCCUCAUCCACAAAAAGCAUUUUCAUUUGAGGAGCUCCCUGGUUUGCUGUUCAGCGGGACAGCUUGAAUCAUUCCCAGUGAGUUUAGAGAUGAGCAUGCUUUCCAGAACACUUAAGGAAUUUUUCCUCAAAGAGGUAGCUUGAACCUGAAAUACAAAGCUCAGGGAAGAAUUUGGAAACCAGUAUUGUUCUAGAGUCCCAGAAAGAUUGCAAAAGACUGGACCUCCUGAAUUUACUCUUAGUCUUCAAGAACUGCAGGUGGAUUUUUUGGUACUUAGUAUCUAUCCUCUCUGUCUUCCCUCCCCUUCCCCUUUUGGGCAAUAGGGACUUCUAUUCUACUGUCUAUUUCUGUGAUCAACUUUUUUAGCUUCCACAAAUGAGUGGGAACAUGGAGUAUCUGUCUUUCCUGUACCUGGCUUAUUUCACUUAACAUAAUGUCAUUCAGUUCUCUCCACAUUGCUGUAAAUGAGCGAAGUAGUUCUACUGUUAUAUGGCAUGGUAAGUAAUGACAGUCUAUAGCUAUUACACAUUUCACAAUAACUGGAGGAGAAAAGUUGGAAGGUUCCCAACACACAGAAGCAAUAAAGUCAGGAGAUGGAAAUGCUAAGGACUCUGACUUGAUCAAUACACGUAGACAUAUAUCAAAUUCAAAUCCUCUAUCCCAUAAGUAAGUGCAAAUAUUAUAUGUCAGUUAAAAAGAAAAAUUUUAAAAAUGAAUGACAGGUGGUUGAUGAUAGCAAACAUUCUCCCAGGAGACAAUCAGUUGAGUGAUGCUCUUCAAAGAUUUUAGCAGGGGCCGGUGCUGUGGUGUAGGGAAUAAAGCUGCUGCCUGUGUUGCCUGCAUCCCAUAUGGGCACCAGUUCAAGUCCCAGCUGUUCCAUUUCUGAUCCAGCUCCCUGCUAAUGCACCUGGGAAAGCAGCAGAAGAUGGUCAAAGUGCUUGGGAGCCUGCAUCCAUGUGGGAGACCCAGAUGAAGUUCCUGGCUUUAGAUUGGCCCAGCUCCAGCCAUUGCGGCCAUUUUGGAAGUGAAUCAGCAGGUGGAAGAUUUCUCUUUCUCUCUGGCUCUCCUUCUUUCUCUAUCUGUAACCCUGUCUUUCAAAAUAAAAUGAAAUGCAUCAUUAAAAAACAUUUAGCAAAAGCAGUGUGAAUAAUAUCCUAUAUAAAUAUAGAAAUAUUUUGCUUAUUGUUGUACUUUCUGAAUGCUUCCUUUUUUAUGUGUAUUAC